UUAUUUCACUUUUCAAGAACUCUUAGGUACUUACCUAGUAUCUACCUACCCAAUCUAAAAGUAAAACUCAGAUCUACAUAAUUAUAUUGAUGCUAAAUAUCAAAAAAGUCAUGUCUAUUAUACCAGCUGCUGAGAUCCCAACUGUAUCACUUCUUUAUCACUUGAAGAAGUUGACUCCCUACAAAGCAGAUACUACAGACGAAAUCACUGCGACUCCAAAUCAAUCUUUCAAUGAUCGCAUCGGCUUGAUUCGCGGUGACAUUACCCACCUCGAAGUCGACGCAAUUGUUAAUGCCGCCAACAAUUCUUUACUUGGUGGAGGAGGUGUUGACGGAGCUAUUCAUUGUGCUGCUGGACCAGACUUGUUGAGGGAAUGUCGAACUUUGAAUGGUUGUAGGACUGGAUCCGCUAAGAUUACUGAUGCUUAUGAACUUCCUUGUAAGAAAGUCAUCCAUGCCGUCGGACCGGUCUACGACAGUUACAAGUCGGAUGUUUCUGAGGAGAGACUCGAAGGAUGCUACAAGACAAGUCUAGAUCUAGCCGUUGAGAAUGGCUGCAAGACUAUCGCUUUCAGCGCCUUAAGUACGGGAGUUUAUGGUUAUCCUAGUGAUGAAGCUGCUCCUGUCGCUCUUAUGACUGUUAGGAAAUUUCUCGAAAGCGAGAAGGGCUCGAAGAUGGAAAAGAUUAUAUUUUGCACCUUCGUCGCUAGGGAUGUUGCCGCUUACAACAAGUGGAUUCCGUGAGUAGAUCCUCCUAGUCCUAGUGCAAUAAGUUUAAUUAACAAUAAUUCACAGACGUAUCUUCCCCUCAACAGAACCUGAUGCCGAAGAGGAAUGGGAGGAAGUCGAUGAGGUUGAAUCUGCUGAGAAUGGAGCUGUGUUGGAGAAGGGUACUGAUAAUGUCAAGGAUGAUGCAGAGGCGAGUAAGGUUGAGCUUCCGGAAGUUCCAACCAAAGAACCGAUUGAGGAUGAAGGACAUGCCGCAAAGAAGCAGAAGUCUGAGGAUGAUGAGAAAUUGUGAUUAUUUAUGAGAAAUCAUGAUUGAUGACAUUUCCUGGAUUAAUGGUUUUCAAUACUACGUAGUUGCUUGGAAAAUACAGCUUAUGAUUCCAAAAUUAUGACGAUAAACCAUGUGAAGUUAUUCCCAAAAG
Messenger RNA from Sclerotinia trifoliorum, 1150 nucleotides. The record is from the annotation of a GenBank genome assembly. Lineage: Eukaryota; Fungi; Ascomycota; Leotiomycetes; Helotiales; Sclerotiniaceae.